AUGAAGUCUGAAUCUGUGACAUGCGCCGGCCUCGCGACAUCUAUUGUUUUGCUCGCUACGUGCCUAAUAGGCGCGCUGGCUGAAGGGGAUAAUUCCACUAAAGGGAAUAGUUCGACUGUUCCCAUCAGUCUGAUAGUCGCAAGGGAGGGUGGUAAUAAGUCGAGUCCGCUUCUAUAUGGAGUUAUGUUCGAGGAAAUGGAUCAUUCUGGCGAUGGUGGAAUCCACGGACAAUUGCUGCAAAACAAUGGGUUUCAAGGAACUAGUCUUGGUUUGACUUCCUACGCUCCGGUGGGAGAUGUGACAAUCUUCCAGGAUACCUCAAAACCCGUCAGCAAAGCAAUUACGUCCUCGCUCAACGUCGAAGUACAAGAAGGUGUAACAGAGUAUGUUGGCUUUGCCAAUACCGGUUACAACGGAAUUCCAAUCACGGGUGCCACAUAUAACUGUUCAUUCUGGAUGAUGGGCAACUACUCGGGAACCAUCAACCUGCAGCUUGUUGGGUCGCAUAGUGGCUCGAUAUAUGCUGAUCAUAAUUUGACCGUCAAGAGUACGGAUUCAAAAUUCACAGAAUUCAAAACUAUGUUCAACACUACUUAUACACCAAAAGGGGAUAAUGAGUGGCAUUUGACGUUUGAUGGAUCAAAGGUUGCUGGUAGCUCGUUGAACUUUGGCUUAAUCCAACUGUUUCCUCCUACUUUCAAAGAAAGAGAAAAUGGGUUGCGAGAUCACGUCGCAAUGUUUCUGGACGAGGUCAAUCCAGCGUUUCUCCGGUUCCCGGGCGGGAACAAUCUCGAAGGCUUAGAAGUUGAUUCUCGCUGGAAGUGGAACACCACGAUUGGACCCGUGGUCGACCGCCCAGGAAGAGAAAGCGACUGGUUUUACCCCAAUACAGAUGCCCUCGGCCUGGACGAGUAUCUGUGGUGGUGUGAAGACAUGAACAUGGCGCCACUCCUGGCUGUGUGGUCGGGAAAGUCCUAUGGGGACAUCCUCUCCGGGCCAGACCUUGAACCUUUUGUCGAGGAUAUCAUGAAUGAGAUGGAAUAUCUCUUUGGCGACUCUUCAACACAUUAUGGCAAACUGCGAGCCCAGAACGGUCGUAAAGAACCAUGGAAGGUUGAUCUUAUUGAAAUUGGCAACGAAGAUGACCUUACUGGUGGCUGUGACACCUAUCCGGAUCGUUUCAAUCAAAUUUAUAAGGCCAUCCACGACAAGUACCCACACAUCACGUUUGUUGCUUCCCAUGGGAACUAUUCUUGUCUGCCAUCUCCGCUUCCCGAAAAUGUCAUCAUUGAUCUUCAUCUGUACCGAGCACCAGACGACUUUGUGAAAUUGUUCGACCAGUUUGAUAACCAGCCGCGGAACCAGUCAGUGAUGAUUGGCGAGUUUGGAUGUCGCAAUACUACAGAAGAGACAGGAACAUACUGGCCAUACGUGCAGGGCAGUUGCAGUGAGGCCGUGUACAUGAUUGGAAUGGAGCGCAACAGUGAUAUUGUCAAGAUGGUGGCUUACGCACCCUUGAUGCAGCACUUUGAUUUCGUCUCUUGGUCGCCCACUCUAUACGGUUUCAAUUCGGCUCCCGACUCCGUCACACCUUCGGUUUCAUAUUUUGUGCAAAAGAUGUUCGCAUCCAACAAGGGUGACACCAUUCUUCCAGUUCACUCAUCAGCAGCAUUUGGACCUGUUUACUGGGUUGCUUCGAAGACAGGUUCACAAUACUACUUGAAACUGGCAAAUUAUGGUCCCGAGCACCAGACUGUUAAGGUAAGUAUACCAGGAACCAAAUCUGGUAAACUGGAGAUGCUUGCUGGCCCCAAGUACCAGGGCAACACACCUUUCAACGUGAAAAUCCAAACUGCCACCACCAGUGUGUUCAAUGGACAAGGGAAUUAUUCAAUAAACAUGGAUCCUUGGGCUGUCGCUGUUCUGGCAGUCUCAUGA
This is a messenger RNA of Penicillium expansum, 1938 nucleotides long. RefSeq names its product Glycoside hydrolase, superfamily. The transcript has 4 exons. Gene Ontology annotation, molecular function: alpha-L-arabinofuranosidase activity. The record is from RefSeq and is a predicted model, not a curated record. The coding region runs from base 1 to 1938 and encodes 645 amino acids. NCBI's taxonomy places the organism in Eukaryota, Fungi, Ascomycota, Eurotiomycetes, Eurotiales, Aspergillaceae. Gene Ontology annotation, biological process: L-arabinose metabolic process.